Messenger RNA from Zalophus californianus (California sea lion), 1170 nucleotides. RefSeq names its product ladybird homeobox 2 (gene LBX2). The record is from RefSeq and is a predicted model, not a curated record. Lineage: Eukaryota; Metazoa; Chordata; Mammalia; Carnivora; Otariidae. The coding region runs from base 36 to 1004 and encodes 322 amino acids. The transcript has 2 exons. Gene Ontology annotation, molecular function: DNA binding.
GGGUCGGGAAAGGCAAUCUUAUUGCCGACUAGUUUAUGAGCCAGAGCCACGGCUUGGCGGGGAGUCGGUGGCACACAGAAUCUGGGGGCCGUCCAGGAAGGGUCCAGCCUGAAUGUGCACCGGGCCGCGCCCCGCAGCGCGGAGCAGCUCGGCGGCACGGUACGGCAGGUUGUUCCGGGGCUUCUCUCCGAGCCUCCCCACCCUGCAGAAAUACCGCUGCCGGGACAUCUACCAGCUCCAGACCCACUGCGGCCCCGAGUUGGGGGUUGGGGGCGCAGGAGGAGGGGCACACGGGGCUCGGGCCCGGCGCGGGGGGCGGGUCCGAGGCGGGGGGCCCAGAUCGGGAGCCGCGCGCCGGGGCCCAGGCAGCUGCGGAGCGGAUCGCAGCCGGCGGCGGGACCGCCACAGCCCGACCGGCCAUGAACUCGGGACCCGAGCCCCGGACACCCCGGACACUCUUUAGCAUCGCAGACAUCCUAGGCCCGCGCAUGGUUCCCCGCGGACCUUCUACGUCUCCGCUUCCAGAGUCGAGCCCUGGUCCCACGUCGCCUCUGUGCGCGCUGGAGGAGCUGACCAGUAAAACUUUCCGCGGACUUGACGGGCACGCUCCGGAGUCCUCUGAAGGCCGCGCCGCCCAGGGUGCGCUGGGCCCUGGCCCCGCCGGCCGCAGACGCCGAAAGUCACGCACGGCGUUCACAGCGCAGCAGGUGGUGGAGCUGGAGCGACGCUUCGUCUUCCAGAAGUAUCUGGCGCCUUCGGAGCGCGACGGGCUGGCGGCGAGGCUCGGUUUGGCCAACGCACAGGUUGUCACGUGGUUCCAGAACCGGCGCGCCAAGCUCAAGCGCGACGUGGAGGAGAUGCGCGCCGACGUGGCCUCGCUGAGUGCGCUGGCCCCCGAAGUCCAGUGCCGCCUCGAGCUGCCGGAUAGCGCCCCAGGCCCCGGCCCCGGCCCGCCUGACUCCGGGCCCCACCUGUCAGAAGAGGAGAUUCAGGUGGACGACUGAAGGCAAAGCCGCCGCCAGCUCCGGGCUCUGGGGCCCCGGACUCCUCACCUCCGUGCGCCGCGCCCCGUCCGGGUUCCGGGGUGGAGGGAGGGUGUGGAUCCGGCCUCCUCCGGUUCACAGUCCAGACGCUCGCUUUUCCCAAUUGUUGAGAAUAAAAUUGAGACUC